AUGGCAAAAAGAAUUGUUGAAGAACAAACGAAGACAGAUGAAUUUCAUGGCCGAUACAUUGAUGAUAUUUUCAUGACUUGGAAUAGAUUUGAAGAAGAAUUACGAAAAUUAAUAGAUGAUGCGAAUACAUGGCAUCCAAAUAUUAAAUUCGACUAUAAAAUUGGUAAUAGUCUUCCAUUUCUUGCAUAUAUGUCAAAGUUGAAACUUGAAUUCAAUUGA
Rotaria socialis is the source of this 219-nucleotide messenger RNA. NCBI's taxonomy places the organism in Eukaryota, Metazoa, Rotifera, Eurotatoria, Philodinida, Philodinidae. The record is from the annotation of a GenBank genome assembly.